This is a messenger RNA of Populus trichocarpa (black cottonwood), 2203 nucleotides long. RefSeq names its product casein kinase 1-like protein 2. The coding region runs from base 343 to 1767 and encodes 474 amino acids. The transcript is spliced from 14 exons. Gene Ontology annotation, cellular component: cytoplasm; nucleus. Lineage: Eukaryota; Viridiplantae; Streptophyta; Magnoliopsida; Malpighiales; Salicaceae. Gene Ontology annotation, biological process: signal transduction; peptidyl-serine phosphorylation; endocytosis. The record is from RefSeq and is a predicted model, not a curated record. Gene Ontology annotation, molecular function: protein serine/threonine kinase activity; ATP binding.
AAAGUAAAAAAGAAAAAGAAAAAGUUAACACCUCGCCCGCUCCCCCACCUUACCUCUUUGUCCACAAUUUUUAUUUAUUUUUUUUCCCUAACACUUUGGUUUUGGAAUUUGGAUCAUCAAUUCAAUUCAAUUCAAUUCAAACCAACACCGAAAGAAAAGAUGAUAGAGUGACAGAGGCUGUCUAUCUACCUAUCUAACCCUUUUCUUCUAUUUUUCGGUUAAAUAAAUAUUUUCUUGUUAUCUUUCUGUGGAUCCAUCUCCAUUUCCCCGCUCGGCUCCAUUCUUUUAUCGAUUUGUCUGUGUGUUUUCUUGAUUUUUAAAUUAGGGUUCCGGUUUCUUUAGAUGGAGCCUCGUGUUGGUAAUAAGUUCAGGCUGGGUCGGAAGAUCGGCAGCGGUUCCUUUGGAGAGAUCUAUCUAGGUACUAAUAUCCAGACUAAUGAAGAAGUCGCCAUUAAGCUCGAGAACAUCAAGACAAAACAUCCUCAGUUGCUAUAUGAAUCCAAGUUAUACAGAAUCCUGCAGGGAGGGACUGGGAUUCCAAAUGUGAGGUGGUUUGGAGUUGAGGGAGACUAUAAUGUCCUAGUGAUGGAUUUGCUUGGACCUAGUCUUGAAGACCUCUUUAACUUCUGCAGUAGGAAACUCUCUUUGAAGUCAGUCCUUAUGCUUGCUGAUCAGAUGAUCAAUCGUGUCGAGUUCGUCCACUCGAAAUCAUUUCUGCAUCGAGAUAUUAAGCCAGACAACUUUCUCAUGGGCUUGGGAAGGCGUGCAAAUCAGGUAUACAUCAUCGACUUUGGUCUGGCAAAGAAAUACAGAGAUAGUUCAACCCAUCAACACAUUCCUUACAGGGAAAAUAAAAAUUUGACUGGAACUGCUAGAUAUGCAAGCAUGAACACUCACCUGGGCAUUGAGCAAAGCCGGAGGGAUGAUCUAGAAUCACUUGGUUAUGUCCUUAUGUACUUCCUGAGAGGAAGCCUUCCGUGGCAGGGACUAAAGGCUGGAACUAAGAAACAGAAGUAUGAGAAAAUUAGUGAAAAGAAGGUCUCUACUUCAAUUGAGGCCCUUUGUCGUGGUUAUCCAACUGAAUUUGCCUCUUACUUUCAUUAUUGUCGUUCACUUCGAUUCGAUGAUAAGCCAGAUUAUGCUUAUUUGAAGAGAAUAUUUCGUGAUCUCUUUAUUCGUGAGGGCUUCCAGUUUGAUUAUGUCUUUGACUGGACAAUAUUGAAGUAUCAGCAAUCACAGCUGGCUAAUCCUCCAACUCGUGGCAUUGGCCCUGGUGUUGGAACUAGUUCUGGCAUGCCUCCUAUUGUCAGUGCAGAUAGACAAACAGGUGGAGAAGAAGGGCGAGCAGUUGGCCAGUCAAUGGACUCAUCUCGCCACAGACUAUCAGGACCAAUCUUAAAUGCUGGAAGCUAUUCAAAGCAGAAGAGUCCAGUUGCUAAUGAUUAUCCAAUUACUAAGGACGCUGUGUUACCCAGCUCUACUUUUUUGGGGCGAUCAAGUGGAUCCGCAAGGCGAGCUGCAGGUGUUUCCAGUAGCCGCGAUGUAUUUGCUGCUGCAAGUGAGUCUGAUCCCCAAUGGUCUCGCAUAACUGAUGCAAGCCCAGGAGCAAUACACAAAAUUUCUAGUGGGCCAAGAAGUCCUCUUGGAUCUUCAGACCCCAGGCGCACUUCAUCAAGCAGAAAUACCACUCACAUGAAGACCUAUGAAACCACCCUUAAGGGAAUUGAGAGUCUGAAUUUUGAUAGUGAUGAGAAGGUUCACUAUUAGGUGCUCAGCACUGUGCAUUGUUGUAAAUCAUGAAUGUACUGUUGUGCUGUUACACUCAAGUAGGAUAGUUUAUUCUCAUGGAGCUAAAAGAGUUUGAAAGAAGGGGCUCCGAGCCUGGAUCACUCAGGAUUUCAAUUUAUCCACUAAACGUGUCAGCAGAUUAUAUGGAAACAGGCCUGGGAAGCUGGAUUCAAUUACAGCAAACAGUUUGGUCGACAGCUGCUGAGUGUAUUCAGUCAGUUGUGGUACACUUUUCCCAAACACCUCCAACAAACACCUGGGCCCGGAUUCCUGCUCUCUUGUUAAUCUAUACAUUUUACUAUUUUUAUUUUUUAUUUUUUUGUUGCUUUGUCCCAAAUUUGAAACUUGAUGGGAGUGAAAUCGACCAUUGUAUUCUCGUUCAGUUCUGAAAAACUAAAAAACUGCUUUAAGCUCA